AUGGACCUCGACAAGGACAACGCCAACCCCACCAUCUUGAACCCAUCUGAUCUGCCCUCCCGCCGCAGCCAUGCAACGGCCAAACGGCAGCACCAUGGCGCCACCGGCCUCUUUGACGACCUGAUCCCCCGCUAUACGUAUCUCAGCGACCCCUUGGACGAGCCCAUGUCGCCAGCCGAUUCCGACACUGACGACGCUCCAGAGGCCAUCGACGAGCAGGAGAUAUACGACCUCAUUUCCACCAUCUGCGAUCCCGAACACCCCUUGUCCCUCGGCUCGCUUUCUGUUGUCAAUCUGCCCGACAUCCACAUUCUCCCCCCAGCCUCGCCGCUGUCCAACAUCAGCACCGUCGUGGUCGAAAUCACCCCGACCAUCACGCACUGCUCGCUUGCCACCGUCAUUGGCCUCGGUGUACGUGUGCGCCUGGAGCAAGCCCUGCCCCCGCGCUUCCGUAUCGAUGUCCGUAUCAAAAAGGGCACCCACAGUACUGACAAGCAGGUCAACAAACAACUGGGCGACAAGGAGCGCGUCGCCGCUGCCCUCGAGAACGGAACCCUGAUGGGCGUCCUCAAGAAGAUGCUCUCCACGUGCGAAUAG
Exserohilum turcica Et28A is the source of this 597-nucleotide messenger RNA. RefSeq lists its product as uncharacterized. Lineage: Eukaryota; Fungi; Ascomycota; Dothideomycetes; Pleosporales; Pleosporaceae. Gene Ontology annotation, biological process: iron-sulfur cluster assembly. The coding region runs from base 1 to 597 and encodes 198 amino acids. The record is from RefSeq and is a predicted model, not a curated record. The transcript is spliced from 2 exons.